Phragmites australis (common reed) is the source of this 2478-nucleotide messenger RNA. RefSeq names its product polyadenylate-binding protein-interacting protein 4-like. Gene Ontology annotation, biological process: cytoplasmic stress granule assembly. Lineage: Eukaryota; Viridiplantae; Streptophyta; Magnoliopsida; Poales; Poaceae. The coding region runs from base 276 to 2090 and encodes 604 amino acids. The transcript is spliced from 15 exons. Gene Ontology annotation, molecular function: RNA binding. The record is from RefSeq and is a predicted model, not a curated record. Gene Ontology annotation, cellular component: cytoplasmic stress granule.
AAAAGAGGCACCUCACACCGGUGGCACGGGCCAUCGAUUCAUUCGGUUUCCUCCUCUGCCCUCCCCACCGCGGCUGCUGCGGCGACCCAACCCCACCCGCCGCCCCCUCCUCGCCUCCGACUCCCGCGCCGUCGCCGUCCAGAGCUAGGCUUCCGGGCGGCCGCGACCAUCUCCCCGCUUCCCCCGCGCCGGCGCCUCGGUUCUCGCUGCCGGAGUCCUCGUCCCCGUCGGCGAUCAGGCCGGCCCCGGAACCCUAGGGUUUCGCUGCAGCAGGAAUGAUGAGUCAUCAACAGCAAAUGGUGCCUCCGAGGGCUUCUGUGAAUGGAUUCCCCCAUCGAAAGCUGGACAAGGAGGGUAGUGGAAGGCAUGAAAGUAAAACACAUUUGGUGAAUUCAUCAUCUGGUGGUUUUAGCAGUGCAGAAAAUGGCAGCAAACUAGGGCAUGCAAGCCAUUCGAGGGAUCGGCUAAUCUAUGUUCUAACUCAACUUAUUGGGCAUCAUGUGGAUGUGCAUGUGAAAAAUGGGUCUGUUAUCUCUGGAAUUUUUCAUGCAACGGACUCUGACAAAGACUUCGGAGUAAUCUUGAAAAUGGCUCAGUUCAUAAAGGAUUGUUCUGUCAGAGGACAAAGCUAUGCUGUUGAUGUUGUAAAGAAGCCCGAGACUAUGAUAAUACAAGCAAGGGAGCUUGUCCAAAUUGUUGCCAAGGAUGUAGCACUUGGGGGUGAUGAGCUGCCAAAACGUCCUGGCCAUGACAAAAGGAAAGACUUGCUGAUUGAUUCUGCUAUUUCCCGCACUCAUUAUCCUGAAGAGAGAGAACUUGAGCGUUGGGCACCGGAUGUAGGAGAUUCAGAGUGCAUCGAACUGGAAAAAUAUGACAGGAAGGGGAAUAGGAGCUGGGACCAGUUCGAAACAAAUGCAGCUUUGUUUGGAGUAAAGAGUACUUUUAAUGAAGAAAUUUAUACCACAAAGCUUGAGAGAGGUCCUCAUAUGAGAGACCUUGAAAAGCAUGCUUCAAGAUUAGCUAGAGAAAUAGAGGGAGAAGAUACCAAAGAUAUUCAUCUUGCUGAGGAAAGGGGCUUACAUUUGGGUGAUGACUUGGACCAUGAUGAAGAGAUAAAAUAUUCAGCAGUACGAAGAGACACUGAUAACAGCAAAUACAAGCCAUUUACAAAUGUCCCAAGCAGUACACAUCAUGUUAAUUCACUUAACAGGACAGGCAACAUCGAUCCCAAGGAUUCACUGGCAUGUUCAUCAACAAAGGAUGAAGAAUCAUCUUCCUAUAUAUUUCAUGAUACUAAUCCAUCUGCCACUAUCCAAACAAAAAAUGUUAGCCAGCUAACAUCUGAUUACCAGUCAACUAAGCCCUUGCCCACUGAUGAAAACAGGUUGGAUAAUAAGCUCAGCAAAGAUAGUAAUGACAACAAGGACAACAGGAAUUUGCAACGUGAGAAUACUUUAUCUGAAGGAGUUAAACCGCUGAUUUCCGAAGAUUUGGAUGGUCCACCUUCAAGUUCGCAUGCAUAUGAACCCUCAUCUUUUGGUCAUGGAUUCAAAUCCCCAGAUGGUGCAACACCUGAUUCAACAGCAUCUGUCAAACAUCCUUCUGCGGUGGAACCUGUGAAUUCCUCUCAGAGACCUGGUAGUUCCACAUCAUCAACAUCAGAGCGUAUUGCUGCAAACUCAGUUGCGAGUGCUCCUGGCUUAUCGCCAAGCUCUUCAAUGGGAUCUCUUACCUCAGAAAAAUCAACUUUGAACCCAAAUGCUAAGGAAUUCAAGCUAAAUCCUAAUGCCAAGAGUUUCACUCCAUCACCACCUCUGAGGCCACUGCAUCCUCCAGUGUCCGAUGGAUCAUACUACUAUGCUAAUAACAUGCCGACGGCACCUCUUGGACCUAGUUUAUCAGCGGGCAUGGGGUUCCCACCAGCAUAUGGUGGCCAGCCUAUCAUGUAUAAUACUCAACCUGGAACUUCCCCCCAGGGUUACAUGCAUCCUGCUGUGCCACAGUAUGGGCAGCAGAUGAUGAUUGGGCAGACUCGUCCUGUUUAUUAUUAUGCACCUGAGAUGCCACAAUACAGAGGAAGAAAUUUCUAGAUAGACUAUUGAACUGCUACUGGAUGGAAGUCGCAGCAAUCCCCAUUUGUGGGAUUAUAACCAGGUCAAACCGCUAUUAGAAAGGAAAGAACUGGCGAUGAUCUCUGAUCAACUUGCAUGUGUUACUUGGACUAAGCUCAUCAUUGUUCUACAACAGUAUUAAAGCCCGAAGCAGGUUAACUGGAUUUUAUUAUUAUUGUCCUAUGAUGUUGUAAAUUAAAUUGUGGGUCAUCUGUUCGACCCAGAAAUGAUAUUCAUAAAUGUGUGACCUGGUUAUAUUUAUGUUUUCCUUCUGCUUGUAAUAUUUAUGUUUAUGUUUUCCUUCUGCUUGUUCUGAUUUAAGAUUUGAAUUGAAUUCUGAGAGCUUAAGUAGAUUGAAUUGCUGACC